Molecule: messenger RNA, 415 nt
Organism: Rhinichthys klamathensis goyatoka
Lineage: Eukaryota; Metazoa; Chordata; Actinopteri; Cypriniformes; Leuciscidae
Gene: tmem258
Product: transmembrane protein 258
Exons: 4
Coding region: 105-344 (79 amino acids)
Biological process (GO): protein N-linked glycosylation
Cellular component (GO): membrane-bounded organelle
Source: RefSeq, a predicted model, not a curated record
UGUAUGGCGCUGUCAGUCACUCCUCUUCCGGUCACUCUUCACUUACGUGGCUGUUCUUGCUCUUCUUCCGGUCGGAGACGGAUUCAUCCUUUACCUGUCACACGAUGGAGUUGGAAGCCAUGACGAGAUACACCAGCCCGGUGAACCCGGCCGUGUUCCCCCACCUCACCAUCGUGCUGCUGGCCAUCGGCAUGUUCUUCACUGCCUGGUUCUUUGUAUAUGAAGUAACGUCCACGAAGUACACGAGAGACGUGUACAAAGAGCUGCUGAUUUCUCUGGUGGCGUCGCUCUUCAUGGGCUUCGGCGUCCUCUUCCUCUUACUCUGGGUCGGCAUUUUUGUCUGAAAGUUGUGGAAAUGUACAUGUUAAGGAAAACAUUCCAAGUUAAUCGGAAAGUUUUUUUCCGGGACUUCCAG